CUAAAACUUGAUCGCACCACUCAGGAUCACCUGCUCGUUAAUAUGAUUCCAUAUAUUACCUGUAUGGAACCAUCACGGAUGUCACCUGACAUACAAAGACACUUCACACGUAACACGAAGCCCACGAGUUACAAUGCCAAUCCUCGUAGCGUACGCUGGCGACGACGGGUCGACACGGGAGACCGCCGAAAGCAUCUCCUCUUAUCUCGCUGAAGAUUUUCCACCGACGAAGGUCCUUCCUCUCACCGACGUCAACCCUUCAGUUAUCCCAACCUAUACCGCCAUCGUGAUUGGUAGCACCAUCCACGACACGCAAUGGCUACCCAAUGCUAUCGCGUUCCUCCACGACAACUCCACAGCGCUUGCUGAGGUGCCUAUCUAUGCAUUCAGCGUGGGCGCCCCAGCGGCAAUGCCCAAAUUCAUUCAAGGUCAAUGGCAGAAAUCAGAAGAGAAGAAAAUCGCGCAGGCUAUCGAGAAGGAACUGAAAGUUAAGCACCCCGUUUUGAGGGGCCAUAAGCUGUUCAAUGAAAAUGUUGAAAAAGAGCAUGCGGGACGGUACACCCGGGCCUUCUUCACGCGCUGCGGAGACCAUUUUGGGGACGCCGGGAACUGGAAAGAUGUUCAAAAGUGGGCGAAAAAAGUUGCGGAGGACUUGAGAAAGCCGAGGGAGAAGCAGGGGAACGGUGAUUGAGAUGGCAUGGCGCGCAGUAGGACUGGGCGCGUAGUAGGUUUGUAGAGUUGAGCUCUUUUCUUUGUCAAUUCGUUAAAACAUACGUGCUGCUUCAUUGAGGCAUGAUAAAUGUUGAGGUGAUUGAUAUUUGAAAUCGUCCGUGGCUUAGCACUGGUUAUGGCCACAGAAGCUGUAUUCUUUUCGGGAUUAUACUUCAUACAUAGCAUUCUCUACGUUAUCGUAGCUUUAAGGAGGAUCAUUCACUCUGCUUCGAACAAAGGCUUCCUAGCUCAAUCAUGGCUCCCCUGCCGCGCAAGCGUUCUAGCA
Mytilinidion resinicola is the source of this 997-nucleotide messenger RNA. RefSeq lists its product as uncharacterized. The transcript is spliced from 3 exons. Gene Ontology annotation, molecular function: FMN binding. Bases 134 to 691 code for a protein of 185 amino acids. NCBI's taxonomy places the organism in Eukaryota, Fungi, Ascomycota, Dothideomycetes, Mytilinidiales, Mytilinidiaceae. The record is from RefSeq and is a predicted model, not a curated record.